This is a messenger RNA of Sorghum bicolor (sorghum), 2673 nucleotides long. Its product is annotated as glutamate receptor 2.8. Gene Ontology annotation, cellular component: plasma membrane. The transcript has 5 exons. Lineage: Eukaryota; Viridiplantae; Streptophyta; Magnoliopsida; Poales; Poaceae. Bases 1 to 2673 code for a protein of 890 amino acids. The record is from RefSeq and is a predicted model, not a curated record. Gene Ontology annotation, molecular function: glutamate-gated receptor activity.
AUGGAGAAAAUACCUCAAACCAUACUGUUCCUUCUUCUACUGGUCUUCACUUUCGUUGCAGCUGAAAAUAGCACCGCACACAGGAGUGGUGGGGCAGACGAAUUCCAUGUAGGGGUGAUCCUUGACUUGGGUUCGUUGGUGGGGAAAAUAUCACUAGCCAGUAUUUCACUGGCUGUGGAAGAUUUCUAUUCAGUCCACCCGAACCACAGCACGAAGCUAGCCAUCCACAUCAGGGAUUCCAUGGGCAGUGAAGUCCAAGCUGUUUCAGCAGCUAUUGACUUACGAGAGAACUACAAAGUGCAAGCCCUCAUUGGCCCGCAGAAAUCAUCAGAAGCUACAUUUAUAUCAAAGCUUGCGAGUGUAAUACAAGUACCUGUUAUAUCAUUCACAGCAACAAGCCCCUCUCUCACUUAUGAUAGUUCACCAUAUUUUGUGCGUGCAACAUUGAAUGACUCAGUUCAAGUGAAUAGUAUUGCCUCUCUCGUCAAAGCAUAUGGAUGGAGAGAGGUAGUGCUGCUAUAUGAUGACACUGACUAUGGGAGAGGCAUUCUACCACACCUCAUUGAUGCACUUCAACAUAGUGAUAUUUAUGUUCCAUAUCGCAGUGGUAUUUCCUUGUCAGCUACAAGUGAAGAAAUAAAGCAAGAACUCUACAAGUUAAUGGCAAUGCAAACAAGGGUAUUUAUUGUUCAUAUGUCAUCGACAAGGGCCUCUCUUAUCUUUACAAUGGCUAAGGAUGCAGGGAUGAUGAGUAAAGGAUUUGUGUGGAUCAUUACAAAUGGAUUAGCAAACAUCAUCGAUUUACUCAAUCCAUCUGUCAUUGAGGCAAUGAAUGGUGUAAUAGGAAUAAGGUUCCAUGUUCCCAAGUCACAAAAACUUGAUACUAGUUUCUUAAUAAGAUGGAACAAAAUUUACCAGAGAUAUAACCCUAACAAAUUGCCACUUAAUAAAUCAAUAACCAUAGUUGGGCUAUGGGCCUAUGAUACAGUUUGGGCUUUAGCACAGGCGGCAGAAAAGGUUGGGUUGUCUGGCAACAGAAAUAAAAGACUACAACCCCAUAAAAACUCUACAUGCUUGGACUCAUUGGCUAUUUCCAUAAAUGGAGCAGAGCUCCUAACAGAAAUUGUACAAAACAAAUUUCAAGGUGUAAGUGGAACCUUUGACCUUACAGAAAGACAAUUGCAAGUUUCUACAUUACAAAUAAUAAAUGUCAUUGGAGGAACUUGGAGACAUAUUGGGUUUUGGACUUCAAAAAAUGGACUUUCACGACACUUAAAUCAAAAUGAAUUGGAAAUAACAGGGUCAUCAGCCUCAAUGCCUAAUCUGAAUCUAGUAUCUUGGCCUGGAGAAUCAAUUGAAAUACCAAGGGGCUGGGAAUUUCCUACAAGUGGUAAGAAGCUUAGGGUUGGUGUGACCUCAAGUGCAUAUCCAGAGUUUAUAAGCACAUCAAAGGAUCCUGUCACAAAUGCAACAAGAGUGAGUGGCCUUUCAAUAGACAUAUUUGAGAACGCACUAAAGAGGCUACCUUUUGCACUUAGCUAUGAAUACCAGGCAUUUGAUAUAGCUGGAGAUUCAACAAGUUCAAGGAGUUAUGAUGAUUUCAUUUACCAAGUUUAUCUUCAGAGGUAUGACAUAGCAGUUGCGGACAUAACAAUCAUAUACAACAGAUCAUUGUAUGUCGACUUCACAAUUCCAUACACAGAAUCUGGCGUGGGGAUGAUUGUCCCGGUCAAGGAAAAAGUGAACUCAAAUAUGUGGAUUUUCUUGAAACCACUAAGCCAAGGAAUGUGGUUCAAAAGCAUCAUAUUCAUUAUUUACACAAGAAUUGCUAUCUGCCUGUUAGAGUAUCUUAGUGGCAACAGAUAUCUACAUGAGGACAUGCUCGAAUAUUUUCUAUCUCGAGUAGUACACCGUGUAUGGAAGAUUGUUCUUUUGGUCCUUGCCUCAAGCUAUACAGCAAGCCUUGCAUCAAUACUUACUGUACAACAGCUUUCACCAACAUUGACUGACAUUCAUGAACUUCAGAAGCAAGGUGGAUAUGUAGGAUUCCACCAAGGUUCCUAUAUGGAGGGUCUAUUGGUGGAUAUUGGUUUCGAUAGAUCAAAAAUGAGACCCUAUCAUACUCCAGAUGAUUUCCAUGUUGCUCUUUCUAACGGAGUUGAAAAUGGUGGUGUUGAUGCACUUGUUCUAGAUGUUCCAUACAUCAAGUUGUUUCUUGCUAAGUACUGCAAACGGUACACAAUGGUUGGACCUAUUUACAAGAGUGCAGGGUUUGCAUUUGCACUUCCCAAGCGAUCUCCACUACUUGCUGAGCUAUCUAAGGCGAUCAUCAACAUAACAGGAGGAGAUACUAUCAUUCAAAUUGAAAAGAAAUGGAUUGACCAAAAUAGUUGUCAACAUGAUGAAGAAAUGGAUGGUUCAGGUGCUAUCACUUUUGGUGGUUUUAGGGGAUUAUUCCUCCUAACUGGAUUUGUCACAGCCUGUUCCAUUCUUGUGGCGUUUCUUAUGUGCCACUACAAAAGACAAGAAGAAAGUGGUCAUAUUCAAGAUGCGGAUAAAGGUAAUAAAGAAAAUGGAGACUGCAACGAUGAUAUAGAUAAUCGAGCAACAAUAUCAGUGUCUGGUAGUCCAAACACAAAUAGCAUAUGUCAUGACCCAAUCAUGACAUGUUGA